AUGCGCCAUCCCUCGGGGGCGCCGCCCGACCCGGCGCUGCAGCAGCAGGCUGAGGCAGCCGGCGCCCCGGCGGUAGCGGCGGCACCAGCGGCGGCGACAGCGUGCAGCACCAUCCUCGCCCCUGCUGCUGCGCCGCCUCCCGGACCCAGCCUAGACUCAGAGUCAGAAUUGGAGGAUGGGUGGCAGUCGUGCGAGGAGAAGGGGGAGGAGGAGGAGUCGGAAGAUGAGGCCAGCAUUGUGGCAGCACCUGCCUGUGCAGCAGGAGCAGGAGACACAGCAGCCGAUUCAGAUUUGGAAGAGGAAGUGCAGCAGGAGCUGGAGAGCCAGCGGCAGGAGGACCUGCAGACGCAGCGGCAGGAGGAGCAGGCGGCCCUGGUCUCGGCGCAGGGCGGUGGCAGCACGCCGCGAGUCGGCAGCGCGCCGCAGGUGGGCAGCCUGCCUGAUUCGGGAUGGAGUGAUGAGGAAAUGAAGGACGCCCAGCCGUCGCCGGCAGCAGGCGCCGGCGGCCCCGACCCUUUCCAGCGCACCUGGGAUAUGUGCGCCACUGUCGUCAGGGCCUGCUUCGCCAGGCAGUUUGAGCAGAAGGAGGGAAGCGGCGGCGUGGGCGGCAACUCGGGCGCGAGAGGGAGCGGGAGCAGCAAGCGCCAGCGCACGCUGCGGUGCCCGGUGUGCCUCAGCCGCGACGACGGCGGACGGCACUGUGCAUGCGGCGCGUGCCUGUCGGCACAGGGGGCGGCGGAUUUCAAGAUCUUUUGGAAGCGCAACUGCACCGCCGUGGAUGUCGUGUGCGGGAGUUGCGGGAAGCCGCAGUGUGUGGCACAGCAGGGCUCGGCCUUGGGCAUGCCCCAGGGCCUCAUCCCGGGCGAUGUCAUCUGGCUGGACAGCGCGGGGCGCAAGCAGUGGUCCAUCAUCCGCAGCUGCAGCACCGACGCCAGCGCCGGCGGCUGCGGCGGCGCUGCGGCCACGGCGCGUGGCAAGGUGGUGGAGGAGGGCAGGACCAAGCACACCAGCAGCUGGCACGUGCAGGGGCUGUCCACAAGCCUGCGGCUGCCCGUCACGGUGCCGGGCCAGCCACCUCGCUCACAAGACUUCCCCAUCCACAACGCCGAGCAGAACGCCAUCUUCACGCUGCGGCGCGAGCACGGCACGGUGCGGUGGUCGGAGUUUGCGAGGCGCUGGGCGGAAGGCAAGGCGGGCGUGCUGCCGCGCAGCCCCGCGCCACGCCUCUUCUACUCGGCAGACGGCACGCACGACCAGCUGGCAGUGGAGCCUGGCUGCCCCACCUUUGCUGCCUCCGGCUGCCCCUGCCGCUGCGCCUGCCUCAACCCGUGGGCUGUGCGGGGCGGCGACCCGCGCCGCAUGCUGCAUCGUGGGUGCGUGGGCGAGCGCGUGGCGGCGCCGUGCGCGGCGCCUGCGCCCGACGGCAGCUGGGCCCACCGGGGCGCCGCCUUCAGGCCUGGCGACCGCGCCUGGCUGGAGCCGGCUGUCAAGUGGGCUGUGGAUCAGCAGAUGGAGCUGGUGCGCAUCCAGCGCCUCUACCAGCUGGCAGACGACUCCCAGGACUCGCUGCAGAUGCCCCACGGCGGCGCGGCGGCAGAGGUGAUGGUGCAGUACGAGCGGUACAGCCGUACCGCCACCACGGCCGGCUUUGUGUACCGCCCCAGCGUCGAGGCGGGGGCGUGCAGGGCCACCCGGCUGCGGCCGUUUGAUGCGGAGACACUGCCGCGGGAGAUAGUGGUGGAGGAGGAUGGCGGAGGGGUGGCGGACGGUACGCCUGGGGCCUGCACAGGCGGCGCGGAUCGCGGCGGCGGCGGCGGGCAGACGCCGGAUGGCAGCGACGGCCCCACUCUCAUGUCGGGGAGCACCGCUAGCGGGGACAGCAGCAGCAGUGAGGCCGACAGCUGUGCUCAGCAGGCGGGCGCGGUCGCAGCCCCUGGCUCCACCCAGCCGUCGCAGCAGCCACGGCCGCCGCAGCAGCAGCAGCCGCAGCAGCAGGCAGGAGUUGGCGGCGCUGACGGGCCUGCUGAUGGCCCCCUCCUGUGUGACCUGUUCUGCGGCUUUGGAGGGCUGACGCUGGGGCUGCUGCGGGCGCUGCUGGGCUCUCGCGUGGGCUGGGCGUGCGACAACUUUGAGGCGGCAUUGAAGACUUAUGCGGGCUGCCACCCAGGCGCCACCAUCACCUGCGCGGAUGUGUGCGAGUUUGUGGAAAGCAUCCAGCACGGCGCCCCUCCCGGAGGUGAUGCCCUGGGCGGCAGCGCGCCGCGGAUCCUGGGCUUCUCCAAGGCCAGCAUGGCGGACCGGCAGGACAAGGCUUUCAAGAACGUGCUGCUGUGCACCUUCCUGACAGCGCUGUCCAAGCUGGGGUGGCCCUACGCCAUCAUUGAGAACGUCACGGGCCUGCUGUCUGCCGGGGAGACGAUGCAGUGCGUGCUGCAGUGCUGCGUAUCCAUGGGGUACCAGGCCUCAUUCCGACUGCUCAAUGCCGGCUGCUUCGGCACUGCGCAGGCAAGCGCCAGCGUUGUGGCAGGGGCUAGCGGCCUAAGCGUGGACCAGCCUCACCGCCGCCGCGUCAUCAUCCUCCUGUCGCUGCACGGCCUGCCGCACCCCCACCACCCGGUGCCCACCACCUGCUUCCAGGGGGCAGGCGGGUACAGCAGGGCCGGGGAGUGCAGCCUGGAGGCCCGUAGGGAGAUGGCAUACCGCGCCGUACCGCGCUGCUGGCGCCGCAACGUGGUGGUGCCCACCAAUGCGCCGCUGCCGGCGCUGGCCGCCGCCGAAGUGAUCGGGGACCUGCCGGAGCAGGCGGGGCCUGAUGCAGCGUAUGGCGUGCCCGCCUGCCCGGCCGUGGCCGCCGCGGCGGCUGCGCCGGGCGGCGAGCUGGGCUGGUAUGCGACUCGCAUGCGGGGCGGGGCAGGCGCGGGCGACGCGCUGCGCAACCACCAGACCACCAAUCUGUCGCAGGAGAGCCAAGAGCGGCUGGCGGCGCUGCCCAGGGAGGGCCAGGAGGGGUGGGAGCUGAGCAAGGGGGCGUGGGCGGGGCCGCCGGCGCAGCCCUUCCUGCCACGCCGCGCCGGCGACUGGCGCGACCUGCCUGCCUGCCUCAUCCCCGACCGGCUCCGGGGCCGGCAGCUGGUGCCGUCCAACGUCGGCCAGUUUGGCCGCCUGCUGUGGCUGUCCCACUUUGGCACGUGCCUCACCUCCCCCAAGCUCAACUCCAAGACCACCUCCACCACGGUGCACCCCAGCGCCGACCGGCCGCUGACGGUGCGCGAGGCGGCGCGCGUGCAGGGCGUGCCCGACGCCGUCACCUUCCACGGCACCAUCACAGAGGCGUACAAGCAGGUGGGCAACGCGGUGCCGCCGCCGCUGGCAGAGGCCAUCGGCCGCGAGCUGCGCAAGGCGAUGCGCCUGGCGGCCGAGCGCGCGCAGCGGCAGCAGCAGCAGCACUAG
Messenger RNA from Chlorella variabilis, 3450 nucleotides. RefSeq lists its product as hypothetical. The transcript has 12 exons. Gene Ontology annotation, cellular component: nucleus. The record is from RefSeq and is a predicted model, not a curated record. Lineage: Eukaryota; Viridiplantae; Chlorophyta; Trebouxiophyceae; Chlorellales; Chlorellaceae. Gene Ontology annotation, molecular function: methyltransferase activity. Bases 1 to 3450 code for a protein of 1149 amino acids.